AUGACCGAGAAAAAAUUGCAUGUAGCAUGGGGACCCUACUGUGGACCAGACACGGAUUGCUUGUCUGAAGAAGAACAGCUGGAUCAAUUCAGAGUUGAGUUUUUUAGAGGCCCUGGUGUGCAAGUAACAGGGUGGCCCGCCAAAGGUGGUGUCUACAUCCUGGAACGCUGCUUAGGCGUCGAGCUUGACUUCCUGGGACUGGAUCGAUUCCACAAUACGCCGCGUCCAUCCGGUCCCGAUGCAGCAGCCGAAGAAGAAGCGCAUUGUAAUAAGAUGCGACAGCUAGGUGCCACUUGGUGGAGGAGCGAACAUGCUUAUGACAUGGCAUAUUUCACGUCACCCAAGGGAGAAGAUGGUCGCUUUUUGAGAGUUGGCUGGGAAACUGGAGGCGGGGUGUGGGUUUUGAGUACAACAAAGCAAGGGGCAGAUCAAAAAGGCACUGCUAUAAUUCAAAAUGCAUAUACUAUGGAGGAGAGGUGUAAAGCAAUCGAGAAACUAGGGGGUGUUUUUUAUGCGAAUCCAGUGGAUUGCCCGGAGUUGGACUUGUCUGAUGUAUAA
Messenger RNA from Trichoderma asperellum CBS 433.97, 558 nucleotides. The record is from RefSeq and is a predicted model, not a curated record. NCBI's taxonomy places the organism in Eukaryota, Fungi, Ascomycota, Sordariomycetes, Hypocreales, Hypocreaceae.